Messenger RNA from Fukomys damarensis (Damara mole-rat), 975 nucleotides. Its product is annotated as olfactory receptor 7D4. Gene Ontology annotation, cellular component: membrane. Gene Ontology annotation, biological process: G protein-coupled receptor signaling pathway. The transcript has a single exon. Lineage: Eukaryota; Metazoa; Chordata; Mammalia; Rodentia; Bathyergidae. The record is from RefSeq and is a predicted model, not a curated record. Bases 1 to 975 code for a protein of 324 amino acids. Gene Ontology annotation, molecular function: olfactory receptor activity; G protein-coupled receptor activity.
AUGCGAGCAGCAAACCACACCGGACUACCACAGUUCCUCCUUCUGGGUCUCUCAGAGGAUCCGGAAGUGCAAUCCAUACUCUUUGGACUCUUCCUGUCCAUAUACCUGAUCACAGUGCUUGGGAAUCUACUCAUCAUCCUGGCUACAACCAGUGACUCCCACCUCCACUCCCCGAUGUACUUCUUCCUCUGUAACCUGUCCUUUGUUGACAUUGGUUUCAUCUCCUCCACAGUCCCAAAGAUGCUUGUGAACAUCCAGGAAAAUAAGAAAGACAUCUCUUAUAUAGAGUGCCUCACUCAAGCAUUCUCUUUUAUGACAUUUUUUGGAGUGGAUGACUUCCUAUUGACUGUGAUGGCCUAUGACCGCUUUGUGGCCAUCUGUUACCCCCUGCAAUACACACUCAUCAUGAACCCUCAGCUCUGUGGCUGUCUGGUUCUCAUUUCCUGGUUCAUCAUCUUAUGUGUAGACCUGAUCAAUAUUCUCCUGCUAAUGCAACUCAACUUCUCUUCAGGCACUGAAAUCCCUCAUUUCUUUUGUGAAUUGCCUCAUAUUCUCAAGUUGGCCAGAUCUGAUUCCCUAAUCAAUAACAUCUUUCUAAAUGUGGUAACUGUCUUUCUGGGUUUAUUUCCUGUCUUGGGAAUCAUGUUCUCCUACUAUCAGAUUGUAUCUUCUUUAAUGAAGAUGUCCUCCAAUGAAAGCAGAUAUAAAGCAUUUUCCACCUGUGGGUCUCACCUCUGUGUGGUUUUCUUGUUCUAUGGAUCAGGACUUGGGGUGUACCUUAGUUCUGCUGCGACCCAUUCUUCCCAGGGAAGCAUGAAUGCCUCUGUGAUGUACACUGUGGUGACCCCCAUGAUGAACCCCUUCAUCUACAGCCUGAGGAACAAGGAUGUGAAGGGGGCUCUGGGAAGACUUUUCAGCAGAGCAGUCUCCGGUCUUUCACUGAACUGUGUCUUCAGAACGAUGGGAAUAUUAUAG